Messenger RNA from Symbiodinium sp. CCMP2456, 519 nucleotides. The record is from the annotation of a GenBank genome assembly. Lineage: Eukaryota; Dinophyceae; Suessiales; Symbiodiniaceae.
CAGCGAUUGCACAAGCAGCACGGCCUGCCACCACGCUUUAGGCAAAGGCUCCUUCACGAGGAAAACACUUUAGAUGAUGCCGUCACAUUGGCUUCCGUGAUGGAACGACACGCAGUUCACGAGGACACGACUUUGAGUGACGCUGUCACGCCGGACGCUGUGAUACAUCUACAGGUCUUGGUCUUGGAGUUCUCCGAAGCUGGUGACGUCCAACGGUCAGGGCUUGGUGAAGCUGCCGAACAUGCUAUGUUGGACGAGGUUGAGUCUCUGCUGCAGCUGCCCAUGGACCCAGAUGCUGUGACCGGUGAGCCUAACCACACGCCUCUGAUGGUGGCAUCUGGGAAUGGGCACGUUGACGUCGUCCGGCUGCUACUGGAGGCCGGCGCCGAGAUGGAGGCGCUUGCUGCUGACGGCAGCACAGCGCUGAUGUGGGCAGCGCUUGAAGGUCACGACUCAGUUGUCCGAUUGCUCCUUGAGGCCCGUGCCGAGAUGGAUGUCCGUGACAGGGGCGGUUGGACA